GUUGUCGCGCAGCUGGCAGGGUGACGUAAAUAGUAGGCGUCGCAGGGGUUGGCAGUUGUGGCGGCGGCAUGGGCGCGUUGUGGCCGGGUGUGACCUGUUACUUCACGCCGCGCCUCGCCGCGUUGCUCGGCCAAGGCAAAGACAGAGUAUGACGGCACACCAAGGGAAGAGGAGAGCCAAGACACCAUAUGACUCACUGUGGCUUACCAGUUAACUGUGUAGUGUAAGGUGGCCAUGGAGGCCGCAGGCAGCACACAGGCUCCAGCACCUGCAGAGCCUAGCAGGAAGGAGCUUGGAGAAAUUGUGUGGCAAGAAUUGCUGGCAGGGAAUUAUAAAAAUGCAGUGGAGAGAGUCAAGUCAGAAGAGAAUGCAGACUACCUUCGAAACAACAGCCUGGAACUGGUCCCCAUUGUGGCCAAGCUGCUGCAGGAGGAUGUGGGCCCAGAGGGGGAGCUGUGUGUGGAGGACAUCUUGGUGCACAUCGCCUCAGUGGCCAAUCCCAAGGAGGUGGUGUUGGUCCUGCUGGAGAUGCUGGAGAUGAAUCACUCGGCAGCCCAGUUCCGUGUGAUGCUGUCUCCCCUGCAGAGAGUGCUGCUCCGCCAGUCCUCCCCGAAGAACACCCGUGCAGUGACCUUCUCGUGGGUGUUCAAUACAUUGUACUCUCACGUGGCUGCCAUGGAACUCCCACAGGGUCUUAAUCUGGAGGGCAAGGAAAGGCAGCUGCUGGACAUGGAUCCACUUGUAAGAGAAGCCAGUGACUGCCUCCAACACCUCACCCACUUCUAUGAGGGAAUCUUCUCUAAGGUUGUCAGCGGAGAGCUUGCAUGGGGAGGUGGGAAGGACUCAAGAGACUACUUAGCCAUGUUCCUCCUGCAGCUGUUUCACAAGCCCCUCACACACCUGGACGUGUAUGACAAGAGCAAAGGUGAGACUUGCAAUGCCUUGUACCUCUCCUGCCGCUGCUUGGCUUCCAUGGUUGGUCAGCUGCUGUAUAAUGUUUUCAAACUCUUCUGCAGCAUCACUUGGGCAUCACAUAAAACAAUCUUGGCCUCUGAUACAGCAGGUGAUGAAAAAAAUGGCCCCGAGGGAGUGAAUGAUUCCGAGGCCGCUUGUGGCAGUGACGGGAGGGAGGCGCAGGUGUCACAGCUGUCCCUGGCCUGCUUCUUCUACUGUGUGUUAGGGCAGGACAUGGCUGGAGAAUGGGUGCCGCAGAUCUAUUCUCACCAGUAUUUGUUCCUCACCUGCUUGCCUUUAGUGGCUACUCUACUUCAAGAAAAAGAACACAUUCCAGUUCACAAGGGACUCAUUUUAGCCCGUGUACUUCUAAAUAACUUGGCAAGACAUUCUCUCCCUGGUGACUCCCUGGAGGCCAGUGCACACUCGUCCUUCCCUCAGCUCUUGGUGAGAGUCAUGACCUUUUGUGACAACAGAGAGCUUAGAAUGCUGGCCCUGGAAGUGUUCCGCUCCUACCCAUGCAAGUUUGACUCAAAGGGAAGGAGGAAACUAAUUCAGGCACUGCUCCUCUCCGUCAAGCAUGCUGGGGUGUUGGGGCUGGUGAUCCAUGAACUGAAGGAAAACGUUGCCUCAAACCUGAACUCACAGAAACUGGAUCCUAACUUCAGUGGCAGAAACCUGAACCAGCUUGUGAGGCUGGCCUGCACACUCCCUGAGGCUGAGCAGACUGACCUUUUAGAAUGGAGUGACUGUAUCAUGCCUGCUCUUAACCUGCUGAUAUUUCUGUUUGUACGAGACAGGGAAAACAGGACUGGAAUAUGUGCUGUAUCUCAGUCCUUGCAGGAGGGAUAUCUGGCCCAGCUUAAGACAGGCUUAGAUCUCACUAAAGCCCAUUAUGAAUUGAAAAUGAAAGACCUCACAGAAUCCUCCUAUAAAGAGAAGGCAGACAAGAUGAGUGUGAGUGUUGGUGGACAGAUUUUGCCCAACUUGCCAAAGGAUCAGGAAAAGAAGGUUGUGGAGGCUGCCAUCUGCUCCUUAGACAUGAUGCAAUGUGUGUUAGUGAGAGCUGUGCAAGCCAUGGAGAAGAAGAUGUAAAUGUGCAGCUGACUAGCCUUGUCUGCUCCUCUUGAUCUGUAAUGUGUCUCCUGUUUGUGAUAAAAAAAUGGCUUGUGCAGAAUUCUGUAUACUUUGUCAGUCAAAAUGUCACUCAUAUUCAGCCAAAAAAAGGCAUUAUUUCUGAGUUACAUUACCAAGUCUUGUGCGUGUGAGGCAUUUUUUCAAGAUCUCUUCUUUAGCUUAGGCUGAUGUAGUCAAUAAAUGAGAUUAAUGGUA
Molecule: messenger RNA, 2286 nt
Organism: Eriocheir sinensis (Chinese mitten crab)
Lineage: Eukaryota; Metazoa; Arthropoda; Malacostraca; Decapoda; Varunidae
Product: ubiquinone biosynthesis protein COQ9, mitochondrial-like
Exons: 2
Coding region: 235-2049 (604 amino acids)
Biological process (GO): ubiquinone biosynthetic process
Cellular component (GO): cytoplasm; mitochondrial inner membrane
Molecular function (GO): ubiquitin-protein transferase inhibitor activity; lipid binding
Source: RefSeq, a predicted model, not a curated record